UGUGCCCACCAGGGGGCUCCCGCCGUAGUCCAGAUCGGGGACGCUGCUCCCUUCUCUGUCGCCGCUCGCCGUUCCCAACCAGCUAGGCGGAGUUUCCUGAGGCAGCCGCCGCUGCACAUCCGGAUUAAUCGUGAGUGGCCGCCGCCGCUGCUGCUCCUGCUGCUCCCCGCAACAGAGAGCCCCCCUCGCCGCAAACUUGCUGGAGCCGAGCCGCAGGCGGAUCGCAGAUCUCUGGAGAGCCUCUGAGAAGACACUUGUUACGCCAUGGAGCCCUGGGUGUACCUGGAUCCACGCCAGAGGGCCCUCUAUCGGGAUGUCAUGCAAGAAAGCUACGAGACCCUGAUGUCCAUUGCUGCUGACAAAUUGCUGAACAGCAGUAACAAUGAUGAUGAGGAGGAGGAAGAGGAGGAGGAGGAGGAUGAAGAGGAGGAUGAAGGUCCUGAUGAGCUGCGGCCGGGUACAUCCCAAAGCAUCCCCAGGCUGGUCAAGCCUUUGGUGCGCAGGCCCACUCCCAAGCUGCAGAAGAUUCCCCAGGUGAUGGUGAUGAAGCAGGACAAAGCCACCCAGCGUGGCCAGGCCCUGAAGAAGAGCCUGGAGAGCCGUUGUUCGGAUUGCACGAAGAGCCUGAAUACUUCCAGCAAGGGCCGCCAGAAGAAUGAGGCCAACGCCGCUCGGGAGAAACCUUUCCAGUGUACCGACUGCGGAAAAAGCUUCAUCUGGAGCUCGCACCUGGAGCGCCACCGGAGGAUGCACACCGGGGAGAAGCCCUUCAAAUGCCUCAACUGCGGGGAAGCCUACAGCCAGAACUUCCACCUCCUGCAGCACAGCUGCUUGCAGCUGAUCGAGAAGCCCUUCAAGUGCCCAGAAUGUGGGAAGCGGUUUGCUCAGAGCUCUGCCUUGGAGAACCACCGGAAGGGCCACACGGCAGAGAAACCCCACAAAUGCACCGACUGUGGGAAGUGUUUCAUCUGGGCUUCGCACCUGGAGAGACACCGCCGGGUCCACACCGGAGAGCGGCCUUUCAAGUGCCCCGAGUGUGGGGAGACCUACAGCCAGAGUGCGCACCUGGCCAAGCACCGGCGCAACCACAUGGGAGAGCGGCCUUACAACUGCCCAGCCUGUUGGAGGAGCUACGCUCAUAUCUCCGAGCUUGAGGAACACAAGAAGACCCAUCUGGGCUGCGAAGACUGCGGGAAGGUUUUCCGUAGCCGGCAGACCCUGAUGCGGCACCAACGAGGCCACCGCCGCGAGCGCACCCACCUCUGCGAGGAGUGCGGGAAAGGCUUUGUGUGGGCCUCCCACCUGGAACGCCACCGCCGGGUGCACACCGGGGAGCGCCCUUUCCCCUGCCCCACCUGUGGGGAGAAGUUUGCUCAGAAGGUCCAUCUCCUCCAACACAACAAGACUCACUCUCACGCCCGGCCCUACAAGUGCGGGGACUGCGACAAGCGUUUUGGAGACAGCUCUGCGUUCUUGGCCCACCAGCGGGGCCAUGCCAUGGAGAAGAACCACAAGUGCCAGUACUGUGGGAAAAGCUUUGCUUGGAGCUCCCACCUCGAGAGGCAUCUGAGAAUCCACACCGGAGAGAAGCCCUACAAAUGCCCUGACUGCCCCGAGCACUUUAGCCAGACGUCCCAGCUCUUCAAGCAUCAGCGCACCCACCUAGGCAAGAGGCCCUACAAGUGCAGCGAGUGCGGGCGCAGCUUCGGCACCACCCUGGAGCUCAUCAUCCACCAGCGGACCCACAUGGGGGGCAAGCCCUACCGGUGCUCCAGCUGUGGAAAAGGCUUCACCCGCCGGGCCAACCUGCUGAAGCAUCAACGGUGUCAUGUCAAGGAGAGCCCAUAAGGGGCUUCUGGCCAGGCCAAGGGCAUGAGGGAAUGUCUCAUCCUGUACUAAACGUUCUAGAAUCCAUCCAAGUGAAGCCCUUCCUGUAUGUUCUGAUUAGAGGGGAAGCUCCAGUGCUUAUCCAGCAAUCCCUGCAACAGUACCAGAGAUUCUGCACACGGUUGAGGAAUCUUUCAGAAAACACCCAGUAUGAAUGAAGAUAUCAUAGAAAUGCCUUGAUGGUGAGGUGUGGCUGACACCAGACUUUGAAAGAAGACCUAUCAAGUUAAAAAGAGAAAAAAGAAGAAAAGAAUUAGUGACCAUGUACUUUGGGAAUUUGAUCCUGAUUUAGUAUCUAGAGAAUUCAUACAGAUCGCUUAUUUACAUUGGUUUGGCGCUGUGUACAUAUAAAUAUAUCCUAAUUUUGGGGGAAAAGCUUUACUGACUAUUCAUCCCUGUAUUACACAUCAGAAAUCUUGCCUGAGAUAGACCAACUACCCCGCUUUUUAUAAUUUUGAACUCUGAAUAAUAAAGCUUUAACCAAUGCCGAGGACUGACCUCCAGACCUUAAAUGCCUGACUGAGGUGGACUCAGAUUUUGCUAGACACUAGGAAAUAAGAUGAAAUUUGUGAGCCUCUUGAACAUGGAGGAAAAGCUUUAUUGAUGUAUUCAACUUGAAGAAUCUAAACAUCAGAGGUCCCAUUUAAAAAAGAAACAAAAUACCCUGUCCAGAGCUGAACAAUUGCCUUUAGUGAGUCCUACAUUUUAUGCUGGUGCUUUAGUAUCAGACUGUCUAGAGACAUGGAUGUCCAGCAUCAAACCACAGCAUUAGCUAAUAGACUGUGUGGCUUAAUCAGCAACUGGUACAUGGAUGAGAAGCUCCAAUUACGUUCUCCUUGUUCUUGGUAUCCCAGCUGCUCCAUUUUUGCUUCCCAAGAAGGUUUGGAGGAGAGGGCACCCGCACCCCCCAAACCCAGAGAGUUCCUCUCCACAAAAUAAGAAAAGCCGAGCAUGGAGACACUCAGACCUUCUCUAGAAACUGGGAGAAGGGAAUGUUGGGCUUUUUCAGCUACAGUUCAGCUGGAUGAUCUGUUUGAGGUGCUCAUAUCCUUUUGUGUUUUUGUUGGUUUGGUCACAGGCAUUAAUGUAUAGGGGAGAUCUGCUUUCUGAGGAAAGGGAGGUGCAGUUGGAGAAAGCUUCCUGGGGUUAUGGAAAAGGAUGUGUCAAGAAGCCACGUAAUUGAGGGGUAGAGAACCAUAGAAGUUUCCGCUUUGGGUAUGGUAGCUCUUAAAGAACCUGCUGGGGUAGCAUAUGGUGAUGGAGAGGGUAUGGAAUGUAAAGAAUAUGCCAAGCUCCCAGGGUUCCAUUCUUGGGUGUUUGGGGGAGCUGACAUUGGAUUUUAGGUAACAGCUUCUGUUCAGAAUACUGGAAGGGUUAGGAGCUCAGAUUACUGGGAAUCUGGGAGUUUUGCUUGUGCUGUAAAGGUAAGGAGGAGGAUGUUCCUGCAGAAAGGGGAAAAAAAGACAGACAUAGCUGGUAAAGUAGAAGCUGAAUGGAGGCUGCAGAUUUGGGAGGGGCAAAGAUGCAGCGUUUGCGUCUGAUCUGAAAGGCAGGGUAGCAAUAUAGUAGAAGCAGAGCAAAAGCCUAUGGAUAAGGGAAGGAGGAAAUGUCUUGCAGGGCAAAGUUAAGCUGUGGGAUUCACUCCUUUAAGGCAACAUGGUGGGGGUUUGUGGCAGGGAAGUGGUCUCACUGAAACCUUCGUGCAGCUCCAUAGUGGGGUGGGGAGAUCUUUCUUGCGAGGACAGGCAAGUUAUUACUACUGAUUUGAGACUGCUGAGGCCUAGAGCCACGGAACAUGCUCUGCUUCAGAGAGGGAAACAGGCCUCGGGUUCCAGAACGGAAUUGCUUCCAAGUUCUAAUUGGGCAGUGGGGUGUGUGUGGUGGGAUUCCUUCGUGCACAAGGCUGAAUGGGGGAUGUGAGACAUUCAAGGGUGAGGGUGGGGUUGGCGAUUGCUUCUGUUGCUGAAAUUGAGAACUUGGUGGCUGCACCCCUCCUUCUCUCACCUGCUUGCUCUUCUCCUAACACCUACCUCAGAAUCCUGUUGAGGAUGACCGAUUCAGCACAUCGGAUCACUUCCUUCCCACUCCUCCCACCAAUGCCCCCAUGCCAGAGAGACUGCCCCCCAGAGGAAUGGAAUUUAGCCUUGCCCCGCUUGGGAGAGACCCUGAUGCUGCUGCAAACGUAGCUGUAAUGCUGCAUGCAAGGAGCGGAAUUUCACACUGCCCCUCUUGCCACAGCCAAUCAGUGGACUGCUGAAGAUGGAUGAGACUGAUCCUAGGAUCUCCUAAUGCGGGGCGGGGGGGGGACGGGGACCCUUUGCUUCUAUUACUGUAUCCCAAUUGUCUUGUCUUAUUGGCCUGUAGUUCCUAACCAGCCCCUUCUGCUGUUCAGCCCUUUCCCCUGCAGACGUUAACUUACUUGAUUGCUUUGGUUUUUUUUGUUUUCUGUUUUGCUACAAUGUGCUUCAAUUUGUUUUCCUCCCCCUCCUUUUGUUCUUAUCAAAAGCAAAUGUCUUUUUGUUUAGGGUCCCCUCCUCUGACCCACUUAUAGAAGAAAAGUUUCUACGCUCUGAUUUCUUUGUUGUUAAUUAGGAGUAAUAAAGUAAAAAAGAAAUGUG
Molecule: messenger RNA, 4505 nt
Organism: Hemicordylus capensis (graceful crag lizard)
Lineage: Eukaryota; Metazoa; Chordata; Lepidosauria; Squamata; Cordylidae
Product: zinc finger protein CKR1-like
Exons: 3
Coding region: 265-1848 (527 amino acids)
Biological process (GO): regulation of transcription by RNA polymerase II
Cellular component (GO): nucleus
Molecular function (GO): RNA polymerase II cis-regulatory region sequence-specific DNA binding; DNA-binding transcription activator activity, RNA polymerase II-specific
Source: RefSeq, a predicted model, not a curated record